AUGGAUGCGGAUAAUCAGGCGUGUCACGGUGAUCCCCAAUUCAUGAACGUACUGGAGACCUGCUUGAAGAUGGAAAUUAGGGCAUGCAGGGAAAAGUUAGCAGUUAACUCGUUGGCGAUAGCGAGGAUGAGGACCAAGAUACGCAACGAAAUCAGCAGGAGGAAGCAGCUCAAGGAGCAGGUGGCGCAAAUGCAGAAAAUCAAUGUGAGAUUGAACGAGAGCUUAACGAGAUUGCAUAUAAGCAACAGCGAGACGACGAACAAGGUGGAGGCUAUGAGAGCGAAUAUCGACGAUCAGUAUAAAUUGAUGGAGCUGAGGGCGCAAGAGUAUCAAGACAUCAUCGCCGACUACAAGAACACGUCGGAUGCUUAUCACGCUAUGUACGAGGAAUUUCCGCUGGCGAAAGCCAGAAACGCGGCCAAGAUCAGCCUGAGGAAGCUGCAAAUCGAGCAUAUGGUGAUGACUUACAAGAAGACGGAGAUGGUGACGAUUAUUCAGCAGAGACAACGUAUCAAUUGGGUCCGUAUGCGCUGCAAGAUAAUUGAGUUCGUCUACUUCAUGGCGGAACGAUUGAAAUUGGAGGAGAGGUUGACGAGACUGAGGGGGAACGUAAAUCACCACAGAAAGGAGUUACAAUCGCUCGAGAUGGAGAUACAAGCGCAACACAAGAGGCAGGAAGAUCAGAGGAGACUUCGGAAGCAGAUGUUAGAGAUGGCACCACCGAAAAUCAACAUACCGUACCAGCAAAUGUACGUUCGUACGCCUCAAACGCAUAUAAGAGUUCAGCACCAAUGGCUACAAGCCGAAAAUUUUGACGAUAACGUGUCCAUCAAUACCAUGGCUCUGGAAGAACUAUGUAUAACCGAGUCCACCAUAAUGUCGCCCGAGGAAAUAAACGUGGAGUCGGUACACGAGAAGGACCCCGAAUAUACCGUCGUCCAGACGGAGAGCCAUGAUCCGAAAACACCCGCCGUUCCCGAAAAGACGAACACGCCUGCUGCUUCGGCAGCGCCGGCGGAUGUCGAGACGGACGCGGUCGAAAGAACAGCUUCAGCGGACAAUGACGUAGAAAUGAAGGAGAUCCAUCGGGACGAAGAGACCAGUCAGCAGUCGCAGCAGUCCGCGAAAACGCAGACAAGUCCCCGCACAAAGGGGAGCCUGCUCAAGCAUAGUGCCGCCACGAGUACACAGGACGAAAUUGAAGCGAAAAGAAUGCGACUUCAAAGGAAAAACAGUGAGGGAAGUAGUAGCAAUAGGAUAAAUGUCCUUCGGCCAUCGAUCGUUGCCCAAAACGAUAACGCAGAGUUGCUCAAAUCGUCGACGUCGGUCCCGAAAAUUAGAAAAGUAGAAACGGUGCACUACAACGUACCCCUGCUGCCAAACCUGGCACGUCGCCCGAGCGGCGCGACGAGCAAUAUAUUUUCGCCGCCGCAUUACGAGUUCUGCGAGAGCAACCUAAGCUCCUUCGACCAGGACUUCGCGAAAGGUUGUUCCAUGUCAUUAUACGACGGAUCUCUAUGCAAUUAUCGGUUAUCUCCCAUCUCCAACGUGUCGCCCAUACGUUUCGAGGGAGAAGCGCCGACCGCCCCACCUACAAAGCCUUUGCAGCAGGACGAUAAAAAGCAGCCCGACGACAAGAUGUCAAUAUUUCACUUUAAUGAUUUCGCGAAGAAGCCGAAAAGCAACUUCACUCUGUUUUGA
Messenger RNA from Dinoponera quadriceps, 1701 nucleotides. RefSeq lists its product as uncharacterized. Lineage: Eukaryota; Metazoa; Arthropoda; Insecta; Hymenoptera; Formicidae. The transcript has 8 exons. The record is from RefSeq and is a predicted model, not a curated record. Bases 1 to 1701 code for a protein of 566 amino acids.